AUGUCAUCGCACCUCACUAAUCUAGAGCAAUCUUUAAAAGGGUCUAGGUACUCUAAUGCUGGAUUUGGAGUUGAACACCAGUUUGCAAAUCGACAGAGCAUUCGAAUGCAUCCAGGGAAGGUGUAUGAGGCAGCACAGGCGGGAGAUGUAGAGCGCCUCAAGUUUUUGCACCUCAAGGUCAAGGAUGAGGAGCUGAUGGCCAAGCGACACAAGCCAUUCACGAUGGUUAUGGAGGCUUCACGGGCUGAAUAUCUUUGCUGCCUCAAACAAGAUGUCUCUCAGCUGGAUUUGUUGUAUGUAACUUCCCGUGGCAUGGUGGGUCAAUCAUUCUGGAUAGAGAUCAUCACCAAAAUUGUCGCUCAUGUUGAUAUUUCUGUCAUGUCAUUUAGGGUCUAUGCGGACAAACUGGAGGUUGAGGCAGCCACAGUUAUUAUCAAUCCUGAUGAGGCCGUUGCAUAUGGAGCUGCAGUGCAAGCUGCAAUUCUGAGCGGAGAAGGCAAUGAAAAGGUGCAAGAAAUAUAUUUGUUGGACGUCACUCUUUCUCUUGGUUUGGAGACUGCUGGAGGUGUUAUGACUGUCCUCAUUCCAAGGAACACCACAAUUCCCAUGAAUAAUGAACAUGUCUUCUCUACAUACUCAGACAAUCAGUCUGGUGUGCUUAUCCAGGUAUACAAGGGUGAGAGAACUCGAACUCGUGAUAACAAUCUGGUGGAAUUGUUUGAUGAUGAAAAUAAUGCCAUUGUUUUAUUCCUUGUAAGGUCUGAGUUUUAUGUUUGGAUAUUAGAAUCCAGUAAUUAUGAAUCGGUAGUUAUUCUGUUACGGGGGAGUUCAGGUGAUGGUGAUGAAGAAGUGUAUUUUAAACUGGGACAAAGUGGUGUUUCGGUUUUUGGCAUAAUGGGUGAGUUUGUGCCUGAUAGAGUUUUUAACUUUGCUUUGAUUUGGAAAAGGCUAAUUCAAAGCAUAUGUGAACAAGAGUUCGCGAAGCUAAAAUCUAGCAAAUUGGUUUUAAUGUGA
This is a messenger RNA of Cryptomeria japonica (Japanese cedar), 1014 nucleotides long. RefSeq lists its product as uncharacterized. Gene Ontology annotation, cellular component: cytoplasm. Lineage: Eukaryota; Viridiplantae; Streptophyta; Pinopsida; Cupressales; Cupressaceae. The transcript has a single exon. Gene Ontology annotation, biological process: cellular response to unfolded protein; protein refolding. Gene Ontology annotation, molecular function: ATP-dependent protein folding chaperone; ATP hydrolysis activity; ATP binding. The record is from RefSeq and is a predicted model, not a curated record. Bases 1 to 1014 code for a protein of 337 amino acids.